Messenger RNA from Acanthaster planci (crown-of-thorns starfish), 4039 nucleotides. RefSeq names its product beta-lactamase domain-containing protein 2-like. NCBI's taxonomy places the organism in Eukaryota, Metazoa, Echinodermata, Asteroidea, Valvatida, Acanthasteridae. The record is from RefSeq and is a predicted model, not a curated record.
GCAGAGAUGGUUAUUGUGGUUGAUUUCGCUGCUUUGCGCUGAAAUGGCAGCAUCGAGCUGUAUACUCCCCAAGGAGCUGAGAUAGUGUUUGGAAUCUUUCAUAGGCCCAGUGAGCAGGGGUAAUAAUAAUGGAUUGUACCCAGAUCGGUUUUCCAGAUAAGUGCGCUGUAUAAAUGUAUAUUAUUUUUGAUAUUAACUAUACUGCUUAAUACGACCGUGGCGCGUUAGAAGUGCAUGUACUUUGAAAGUACUCGGCAAGUACUCUUGGAAACUAUUGUGUUAAAACUCAGGUGUAUGUAGUUAUGAUUAUCCAAAUUCCUUAAUUUCUUUUGUUAUGAAUGUUUUGUUCAUCGUCUGUAUUAUUUAGUAUCUUAUAAUACCUUGCAGUAAAUUCAGUGUUUUCAGUGUACUUGCCUACAUCUCUGGUCCCAACCACACCAUUUAUGACUGUAUGGCUCAUAGAUCUAACAAUAGCAAUAGCAAAGCCUAUUCAGCUUAAAACCAGUCCCUCAUCAGUAAUUAAAAAUUAACUUUUUUAGUCGAGUGGAGAGCAAUGGUCAGGCCACUUUGCUCAGAAACUGCUUUUAAUUGCAGCUUUUUUAAAAUCUUUUUGAUUGAGUGUCGUUGCCCGGCACUUGCCGGGGCUCAUAGGACAGAAGAAGUACCAUCUGAAGAAUGUGUAACAAAAGGAUUUGUGUACACAAAACUUGACUUUGGACUUGCCUGUCUAAAAAAAAAAGGUACAAAGAAUGUAGGUCGGGUCAGGGGUGGUGAUUGUAAAGCAGUGACUUAGAUGUGCAGAUGGUGGCGAUGUAGGGGCCAUCUUUGAUCCACUCUUGUCAGCACUGCAUCUGAUUUCCAGACUAGCGGCCGUUUUUUCUGCAUACUUGUGGGCUUUUACACAAUCUGAGAAAUUCUAUGAUUACACGCAUGCAGCGCGCAACAAGCCCUUUUUGGGCACCUGUGAUGUCGCUGUUUGACAAUGCUGUCAUUGGCUGGCUGACCUCGCACUUCUGUGUGUGGUGGCGAAGGAAGCAACCUCCAACCCAGGGAUUUGUGGCGCCGGGAUUCGAGCCUGUUGCAGAGCUGUUCAGGAAGAAUUUUGAGACUGGGGUGGAGCACAGCACAGGCGGAUCUGCAUUCAGUGUUUACCAUGAGGGGUCAAAGGUCGUUGACCUGUGGGGCGGCUUUGCAGACACGGACGUUCGGCAAGUGUGGAAGGAGGACACAAUGACUGUGAUAUUUUCAGCAACCAAAGGAAUUGCUGCACUGUGUAUUGCUAUGCUGGUGGACAGGGGACUUCUUGACUAUGACCAGAAAGUGUCCUUUUAUUGGCCGGAGUUUGCUCAGCAUGGCAAGAAAAACAUCACUGUGCGAAUGCUGCUCAACCACGAGGCUGGGCUGGCUGCAACUUCUCAGCCAAUCAGCCUUCGACAGCUGAAGGACCAGGAUGCCCUGGGCCGACUGCUGGCCGAGUCCCCGCCUCGCUGGUCCCCAGGGGUAGGUCACGGCUACCACGCCUUCACCUUCGGCCUGUACUGCAGCCAGCUCCUGAUGCGCGUUGACCCCCAGCACAGGACCCUGGGCCAGUUCUUCAAGGAAGAAGUUGCUGAUCCUUUUGACAUUGAUAUACACAUUGGCCUUCCCUUGGAGUUGAACUACCGUGUAGCCCGGCUGACCGGUAUCAUAGACUCCCCUCUCCGAUUGAGCUACAUCCCCCGGGACGUCGGGUCGUGGCAUAUCGUCUGGGCAUUCUUGACGGGGCGGAGCUUCAUUCACGAGGUCAUCCAUAAAUCCACCGAUCUCAUCAAGUUCAGCAAAUUGAUCCAACCUGAAGCGAGGGCACUGGAGAACCCUUCCUGCUCUGGCAUCGGAACCGCCAGGGCUGCGGCAAAGGUUUAUGGGAUACUCGCCAAUGGCGGGCAGACACCAGAUGGGCAGAGGUUGUUGUCUGAUGAGCUGGUGGAGGGGAUUUUGACAAAGGCUGGCCCACCCUCCGUCGACAAGGUCGUGGGUGUGGAAACCAAUUUUUCAAGUGGAUUUUUGUUGCUCAAGUGUGAGGGUAGUCAGCAAUUUGGUCACCCCGGUGCGGGGGGCCAGCAGUGUGUAGCUGAUCCCCACUACAAGCUCGGCAUGGGCUACGUAUCCAGCCACUUCUCACCCUAUGGCUUGGGGAACGAUCCAAGGUUCCUCUCCCUCCAGAAGGCCACCUAUCAAUGCAUCCGUAAUCUGGAAGCGAAAGGACCUUGAAAAACUUCAAUCUUCAAUCACAACCUUGUUCUUUAGUGAUAUAAAAUGCAUAACCUGGCUGUAAACUUCCUACUGACAGUACUUUCCUAAAAUAUAAAAAGGAGAUCGAAUCGAUUCAGUCCCAAGUCAAUGACGUGUCAAUACGUAUGUCAAUUUUCAGGCCAGUUCAAGGGUCAUUGCAGAACUGAAGAUAUAAACAAUGAUGGAAGAAUACCUUCAUUUAAAUAGUUCGUGAGUUGACUCAAGACCGCAUGACUUGUGGUGACUGAUUUACAACUGCGCAUUUUGAUUCUGGCGAAUUGUUCCUCAAAGCUGUAUCUUGGAGUUGAUGGUUAGAAUGAAAAAUUGAUCAGACCCUCUAAAUUUGUUGACACCUUUUUUCUUCUCCCUUGUUGGCAGUUGAAAAGGGUGUGUCAGAAAUUUCAGGCCUGUCAACAAGGAAUAUGAUAUCUAGAAUUUUAAAACUUGCUUCCCGGUCUGUUCAUUAUUUUGUAACCAGCAGAGGAUAUGUUGGUUUUGUACCCUAGAGACAAAGCAAGCAGGCCAGAUCUGAACAAAAGGAGCGAAAGGAUCCCGGUGCAACCCUAAGAUGUUACAGCCCCCAAAAAAAUUCCAUAAAGUUCUGAAAGAAAAAUGGCUGAGUUGACUGUGGGGCAUUUCCUUCUCUUGAAUUUUGGACAAUCCAACCCUGUGUUUGUGUAUAUACAAUUCAUGUAAAUAGCUGCAGCAAACAGCGUACGUGGCCCAACUGCAGUGGGCUGAAAUACAUCAGUCAUAAAACCGUGCAGAGGGAGGCAGGGUGGCUUCUGCCUGAAAAAAACAAAAACAAAAAAACUAAACAUUCCAAAAUAAACACAAAAGGAGAUGAAAACCAUUUCUUUGUCUCAAACUAUAUCAGAAUUGACCGCUUUCCAUCAGGUUUAUGGUUGCCUGUUUGGCUAGCCCCCGACCUUUCCUUCAACUUUCAUGCGAGCCCUUAUUUAAAAAUUUCAUUCUCAGUUGUAAUGAGAAUGCUUUCCGCGGACCAAUACUCCUUGAGGUUUUAUCUUUUCCCCCACCCCCUUCUUGUGAAUGGUAGAUUCUUGAAAAAUUUCUUGUUCCACACAGUUGCCUGUGUUUUCUUUUUAUGGCAUAUAAUGCUCGUCUAUAAACUUCGCAGUGUCAGUUCACAUAGACCUUCACCUCGUUUGUAAACUUUACACUUCUUAGAACUUAAUUGUUUCUCAACUUUGUUAGAAAUAAUUGUUCUUGUAUUUAUCUUUCUGCUUUUUCUCAAGAAUGAUUCAGAAUGCCAUUUUUCUGAUAGAAAUGGGAUUUUGAUGACAAUUAAUGGAAAGGCAUAUGAUUUCUAAUUUUUGAAGAACUGUUUUUUUUGUGCUAUCUCUUUUAAAGAGAUCAGAAUGAGAUAGAAUUAUCUUAUUUUUUGUUUUCAGGAUUUCUGGAAUUUUAGUUUGUUUUGUGUUUGUAGUUUUGUUUUUGUUUUUUAAAUUUUCCAAGUGCUCCUAUGUGUUUCAAUUCAGUUAUUUCAUUAUGCAAUUUCUAAAUUAUGAGUUUAGCAUUACUCUCUACAUUAAGAAUUGUAACCAAGUUGUUUAAAAUUGAAGUCAAGCUAUGUACCAGUCUAAAAUUCAUGUUUUAACCAACCAUAUUUGUGGAAACUUUCAAUAUCGUAUUCAGUCAGUGUUUUAACAUUAUUUAACCAUCUGCUCUAAAUAUUUUUCAUAAUUUGUAUCAUGUAUAGUUUGCUAUAAUGAUGUAUGGAAAUAAAGCAUAAUUUCAUAACAUGCCA